Molecule: messenger RNA, 1337 nt
Organism: Hemicordylus capensis (graceful crag lizard)
Lineage: Eukaryota; Metazoa; Chordata; Lepidosauria; Squamata; Cordylidae
Gene: TPGS1
Product: tubulin polyglutamylase complex subunit 1
Exons: 2
Coding region: 17-886 (289 amino acids)
Biological process (GO): protein polyglutamylation
Molecular function (GO): microtubule binding
Source: RefSeq, a predicted model, not a curated record
UGUGCCCUCAGUCAAGAUGGCGGCCGCGGAAAAGCGACGCGCGGCCCCCGCGGCGGGCGGCGAAGCGGGCCGGGCGGCUCCGUCGACGAACGGCGUCCCCGAGAACGAGGCGGAGUUCCUGCUGCAGGCGGGCGUGAACGACAUGGUCCGCGAGGCCAUUCUGAAGGUGCUCGAGGCCCGGCCUGAGCAGCCCGUCGACUUCCUCGCCGGCUACUUCGAAAAGCUGAUGCAGGGCAGCCCUGAGGCGGCGGCGCCGACGGCCGCGGAGGACAACGGGGACCCCCAGCGGCAGCACCAGCUCCGGCUCGACCAGGCACUGUGGUACUUGCGCCUGGCCCAUCAGUCCCACAGUCGGAUGGCCUUCAACAACAAUGUCAGCUUGGCAUACGAAUCGCUGAGUAUCGGAGGGCGGAGGAAGAAGCCUGGUGUCAAUGGGAAGCUGUAUAGUGAGGUGCUGAGGAUGAUGUGCCAAGACAGAGGUGCCUCGGAAGAGACCGUCCUGCCGUUCCUACGGAAGAUCAUGUGCCGAGACCAUGAGGCAGUGCCCUUCGAGGUCUUCCGCUAUGGGGCACUUACCUGCCUGGUCCUCCUAGAGUUCUUGACCAAGGCGGACGCCUUGUACGACACGCUGGAUGAUGGAUCCGGUGCGGCAGACAAAAGGGUGUGCAUGGCGGUCCUUAGCACCCUGGAGGAAGCGCUCCGUGCCAGUGAUGUCUCCGUCCCCAUCCGUUAUUUGGAAGCCGGAUCCAAGCUCGGGCCGGACUGCUUGGCGUUGGCCAUGGACAAAGCAUUGACCGAGAGGAAGGUCAGCAUGGCCAUGAAGAAAGACGAGUUCCUCAAGAGAGCUUCGGCCAUCUUUGCGGCAAAGGUGAAAUCCAUUGGCUGAGUUUCCAUAGGGAUUUGUACUUGCUUUAUCCGUGUCCCUGACUGGCAACUGGUUUUAUCUGGAUACAGAAGAAGAGGACACUUCCUUGUGUUUCCGCAAUGAGGAGCCGGGAGAGGAGUACAGAUGGAGCAACACAGGGUCCACAUUCUCUGUUGUAUUCUAUAGGAUUCCUCUGAUGUAAAUGAUGUUGCACUACUGAAGCUGACUGGACUGAAUCUUGUUAUGAAGCUGACUAGACUGAGUCUUGUUAAGCAGAUUUUAUGACCAAUUCUGGGUAGGUUUUGAUGAUCCUGAGCUAUUUAAAUCUGAUAACUCUUACUGUGAAUUCUCUCUCUUUUUUUUAAACAGCGGGCAAAGUACGCACACCCCUCUCACUUGUGCACUAAAAUCUCCCUUUCGCUGGAAAUCACUACUUGUAGUCCUUGUAUUAUUAAAGGGUGUGAAGAAGUCA